AUGCCGCCUCGGAUACCUUUAAGAGCGCAUCAGGCCAUCCCUCCACCUGCCGUACGAUUUCGCUUACGGUUGCAGCGGAGGUAUGCUUCGACCUCUCCGAGUGCACCUGAGAUUUACGAUGUAGUAUGUGUUGGUGGUGGACCAGCCGGGCUCAGCCUGUUAGCUGGCCUGAAAGCCUCCCCAAUUACCAAUGGGCUCAAGGUCGCGCUCAUUGAGGGGCAAGAUUUACAGAGAAACCGCUUGCAGAAAGAUGCGAAUUUGGACAGCUUCUCCAACAGGUGCAGCUCGCUGACACCGGCGUCCGUGAAGAACCUACAGGAGAUUGGAGCAUGGCGACACGCGAACACCUCCCGAAUCCAACCUUACCAAGAGAUGCAGGUAUGGGACGGCGUAUCCGACGCUCGCAUAUCUUUUGAUUGGGACACCGCGCGAUCCCUCGGCCCUCGUAAACCCACCCAGCCCACGACUAUCGCGUACAUGAUUGAGAACGUCAACACGGUCUCCGCGCUUCUGGGCCGUCUCGAAGAGCUGGGAGGAGUGGACAUCUUCUCUUCUACCAAGGUAGACUCCAUUGAGCUUGGAAAGGAUACAGAACAGCUUGACCUGUCAUCGUGGCCCGUCCUCUCAUUAUCAAAUGGCAGGUCACUAGCAGCCAGACUGCUCGUGGGUGCAGAUGGCGCGAACAGCCCGGUGCGAACUUUCGCUGGAAUACCUUCUCGAGGCUUCGACUACAGCAGACAUGGCGUUGUCGCAACACUGAAGCUCUCAGGGCCAGGCUGGGGUGGUCCGGAUCACAAGAUCGCAUACCAGCGCUUUCUGCCCAGUGGACCGAUGGCCAUGCUCCCCAUGCCCGGCAACUUUGCGACACUCGUAUGGAGCACGACUCCUGAGCGCGCCGCGAAGCUCAAGUCAUUAUCUUCCACGGACUUUGUCGCUAUGGUGAACGCAGGCUUCAGACUAUCCCCCACCGACCUCGAAUACCUACACACCCUUCCUUCCGGCCAAGAGGAGGAGGUUGCAUGGCGAGAACAACAUACACCCGUCAACGAACGAUCCAUCCCCGUCCGCGUGGCAGAUGUUCAAGCGGGCACCGUCGCCUCCUUCCCGCUCCGUAUGCGCCACGCAGAUACCUACACCGGCGAACGCGUUGCCCUUGUCGGAGACGCCGCACACACCAUACAUCCACUGGCAGGCCAAGGUCUGAACCAAGGUCAAGGCGACGCCGCGGCCCUCGUCCGCACGAUAUCGCAUGCGGUGGAGACGGGUCAGGAUAUCGGAAGUACAUUGGCGCUGGAGAGCUACAAUAGCGCGCGGUAUGCGGAGAAUAAUGCGAUGCUGGGCGUGUGUGAUAAGCUACACCGCUUGUAUAGCGUGGAGUCGGGACCGAUCGUAGGGCUAAGGAGUUUAGGAUUAAGGGCGGUGGAUGCAAUGGGUCCGCUGAAGGGGUUCUUCAUGAACAGAGCUGCUGGUGGUGCGUAA
Didymosphaeria variabile is the source of this 1479-nucleotide messenger RNA. RefSeq names its product putative ubiquinone biosynthesis monooxygenase (gene COQ6). Bases 1 to 1479 code for a protein of 492 amino acids. The transcript is spliced from 2 exons. Lineage: Eukaryota; Fungi; Ascomycota; Dothideomycetes; Pleosporales; Didymosphaeriaceae. Gene Ontology annotation, cellular component: mitochondrion. Gene Ontology annotation, molecular function: oxidoreductase activity, acting on paired donors, with incorporation or reduction of molecular oxygen, NAD(P)H as one donor, and incorporation of one atom of oxygen; 2-octaprenyl-6-methoxyphenol hydroxylase activity; FAD binding. Gene Ontology annotation, biological process: ubiquinone biosynthetic process. The record is from RefSeq and is a predicted model, not a curated record.